Messenger RNA from Protomyces lactucae-debilis, 918 nucleotides. RefSeq lists its product as uncharacterized. Bases 1 to 918 code for a protein of 305 amino acids. The transcript is spliced from 2 exons. The record is from RefSeq and is a predicted model, not a curated record. Gene Ontology annotation, cellular component: membrane. Gene Ontology annotation, molecular function: serine-type endopeptidase activity. NCBI's taxonomy places the organism in Eukaryota, Fungi, Ascomycota, Taphrinomycetes, Taphrinales, Protomycetaceae.
AUGUCCAUGCAGCCAGCAACCAACGAUGUCCUGGAGAAAGCGCGUCCGUACAUGGACAUCGCCCUCAAGCGCGCUAAAAAGCUGCCGCUCUUCACACAAGCCAUUACAGCUGUCAUGGUGCUCUUCUUCCUACUGAGCUUCGUCUCUGGUAUCAAUGAUGCUUUUAUGCUCUAUCCAAGUGCCAUUAUACCAGACUGGGAACUAUCGCGGUUGACCACCUACCCGCUCGUUCACCUCUCUUUCCUCCAUCUACUACUCAAUGUCAUCGCCUUUGUUCCUCUUGCGGCGCGAUUCGAAUUGCGCUUUGGCACAUUGCGCACGCUAGCUAUGCUACUAGGCCCUUUCGAGUCUGUUCCUGGUCUCCUGUACUGCUUCUUCGAAGGUACCAUCCUGCGCAGUGAACCAGGUCUCGCUGGUGCCAGUGGAUUUGUCUUUACCCUGCUUGCCAUUGAAUCGAUGGUCUCUCGUCAAGAAAGUUGGACGAUUGCAGGCCGCAGUAUACCCGCAUGGACAGCACCUAUCGUCGCGCUCUUCGUCAGUCUACUCCUCCUUCCUGGCUCUAGCUUCCUGGGCCACUUGUUCGCCAUGGCAACAGGCUAUGUCUUUGGUUCUGGCCAUGUUGACUUCCUGCUGCUACCAAGUUGGGUCGUUGACUUUGUCGAACACCGCGGCAAGUUCUUGUUUGAUAAGCUACCGAAUUAUGUCACUGCUGAACGGGCCGCUGAAUCAUCAUUGGGACAUGGUGGUUUGCCAACGACAGAACAUCCUCUCAGUAACAGUGCAGGACUCGCGUCACCUGGUCUAGGACACCGGCUAGGUGGCCGAAAUGAAGCGGAUUCAGAUGAUGAGGAGAUUGGUGCGCGGUUGCCCGGUGCUGACAAGCGUCCGGGUAGCUCACGACGCGUGACGGGUGCAUAG